UUGUAUCUUUGCUUCCCAGUGAACAAAGCAGUCCAGGAAUAACAGAAAUAUGUUCAGCAACCACUCGGAAUUCAGCUCCCCGGUUUUCCUGCUGGCGGGCUUUCCUGGGCUAGAAAAACACCACUCCUGGAUUUCCCUCCCCAUCUGCUGCAUGUGCCUCGUGGCCAUCACAGGCAACUGCACCAUCCUCUUUGUCCUCAAGACGGACCAAUCUCUCCACACCCCCAUGUACUACUUCCUUUCCAUGCUGACGCUCUCAGACCUGGGCUUAUCCUUUGCCACUUUGCCCACCAUGCUGAGCGUCCUGUGGGUCAACCACCGUGUGAUCCAUUUUGAUGCCUGCUUGGUCCAGAUGUUCUUCAUCCAUACUUUCUCCAUUAUGGAAUCUGGCAUUCUUCUGGCUAUGGCCUUUGAUCGCUUGGUGGCCAUCCAGAUCCCUCUGAGGUACACAAGUGUUUUGACCAAUGAGACAGUGAUCAGGAUCGGGGUGGGGGUUGCAAUCCGGGCAGCUUGCCUUGUCCUGCCAGGUUCCAUCCUUCUGAGGCAUCUGGAAUAUGGAAAGAUAAAUGUCCUUUCCUACUCUAUGUGUUUGCACCCAGAUCUCCUAAAGGUAGUUCAUUCAGACAGGAGGAUCAGCAAUGUCUACGGCCUGAUAGCAAUGCUCUUGUCCACAGGGGUGGAUUCACUUCUGCUGGUCCUCUCCUACUUCCUGAUACUUAAAACUGUCCUGGGAGUUGCCUCCAAGGAGGAACGCUUUCGGACACUCAGCACGUGCAUCUCCCACCUCUGUGCGGUCCUCAGCUUCUACAUCCCCAUGCUUGGCCUCACCAUGAUCCAUCGAUACGGGAAGCACGCUCCCCACAUCGCUUACACCCUCAUUGCCAAUGCUUAUCUGCUGGUGCCUCCCAUGAUGAACCCCAUUGUGUACAGUGUGAAAACCAAACAGAUCCGCACACGGAUCCUCAAGAGGUUUCAGAAGGAGAGGGUACAGUGA
Molecule: messenger RNA, 994 nt
Organism: Candoia aspera
Lineage: Eukaryota; Metazoa; Chordata; Lepidosauria; Squamata; Candoiidae
Product: olfactory receptor 51G2-like
Exons: 1
Coding region: 50-994 (314 amino acids)
Biological process (GO): G protein-coupled receptor signaling pathway
Cellular component (GO): plasma membrane
Molecular function (GO): olfactory receptor activity; G protein-coupled receptor activity
Source: RefSeq, a predicted model, not a curated record